CUUCCGGUUGCGCCGGAAGUAGGUAUAUGAGGCCUGCCGGGGUUCGUGAAGUGCUCGCUCUGGGCCGGGACACUCUGACGCGACCAUGGACCGGAGGAAAAAGCCUUUGGACGUCACGGCCUCCUCGUUGGUAGACCUUAAGGCUGAACUCUUCCGAAAACAAGAAGAAUUCAAACAAGAAAAACUUCUAAAAGAUUCUGGAGUUUUGGGGAAACCAAAAACAACUAAUAAGAAACCAAGUAUCUGGAGCAAACAGAAUGCAGGAGUUUCUAACCGAGCUGAGAAGGAUGCUGAACAGAAGAUUGAGGAACAGAAGACGUUAGACAGAGCAAGGGAGAAAUUGGAAGAAAAAGCCAAAUUAUACGAAAAAAUGACUGAAGGAGACUUUAUCGAUGAAGAAGUGGAGGAUAUGUACCUUGUGGAUUUCACACAGAAGAUCAUAGACAAACACAAAGAAAUGGAAGCGAUUGGUGCCAGUAGAGAUUCUAGAAAGACAGGAGAAAGAGACGAUGAUGAAGAAAUCCUUUCUGAAAAGGAUAUCCCUCCUCCCCAGGACCCCAGUGAGGAAUGGGUGGAUUAUGUGGAUUCUUUAGGGCGAUCCCGGCGCUGUAUGAGAAAGGAUUUGCCAGACCUGCUGGAGAUGGAUAAAAAUCUUCAGGGGAGGCUUUUUGUUAGCCCUGCCAAUGAAAAAACCUUACUGUCUGAAGAUAUGAGAAAAGAACUGCAGCGCCAGCAAUGGGAGGAAGAAGAGAGGGAGGCCCUGAGGAGGCCUGUGGGGCCCGUACACUACGAAGACGUUCGCGAAAAUGAGGCCCGGCAACUCGGUGUUGGAUAUUUUGCCUUCGCCCAAGAUAAAGAGUUGAGAAACAAGCAAAUGAAAACUUUAGAAAUGCUGCGUGAACAGACAACAGAUCAGAGAACAAAACGAGAAAACAUAAAGGAAAAGAGAAAGGCCAUGUUAGAAGCAAGACUUGCCAAACUCCGACAAAAAAAGAUGAAAAAAUCAAAAGAAGACGGAGCAGAGGAAGAAAACAGAGAUGGAGAUGUUAUUGGACCUUUGCCACCAGUACCAGAGGUCCUGCCAGCUCCUCGUCCAGCUGCCUCGAGUAGCAAAGUGGAAGUCAUCGUUCAGGAGAGGAGGGACACCAGGCCUGGGGUGCCGCACGUCCGGGAGUGGGACAGAGGGAAAGAAUUUUCCUUUGGGUACUGGUCGAAGAGACAGUCAGAUCUCCGGGCUGAGAGAGACCCUGAGUUUGCCCCGCCAUCGGAUUACUUUGUGGGUCAAAAGAGAACUGGUUCUUCGAGUAGCCAGACGUGGAGCAGACCCGCACCUGCACAGAGUGGCCCCGGGCAGCCCUCCAGCCAGAGCCAUGACCCUGGCUCUUCCCAUCUACCGUCGGCUCCUGCCCCCGGCAGCCCACCAGCAGCCCCGACCGUCACUUUUGAAACUCUGGAUGAUAUGAUAUCAUAUUAUAAACAAGUGACAUGAACUGAAGAACAUUGUGUCUUGGGUUUGUACUGUUGAUGGUGACUCCUCCUCCCACAGCUCAGAGAAUAACUUUAGGACCUGAAUUGUAAUUUCCUUUCUUGUCCUUUCCCUGAAGACCCAGACUUUUGCUUGGAUUUGUCAGCAAGGAGGAAAGUGAAUAGUGCUGUGAGAAUUCUGUGGCCACCUGGCUGUUGAUUUCUUUCUAAAUGGCAUGGAGCCCUGAUCAUCUGGAGUUGCCGUGUGCGCUGGGAUGGAGUAGAAUCACUCUGCUGUUAGGUACUCUUGCUUCAUCCCCCUCCCACGACUUACCCAGAGUUAAGGGCCCCCCUCCUUCCCUCUUGCCGCUGCUAGCUUGCAGCUCACUUGAUGGAGCAUCUGCAGGAGGAAUUUUGCCUGGCACGUGGGGGGACACUUGUGUGGGAGGCAGAGUGAUCCGGUCUCCGGGAGCACCCUGAGCUGUGGAGUAUGAAGCAGUAACAUUUGAAAUGAUGAGGACGACCAGGGAGGAGAACUUCAUAAUCCAGAAGGAAGACACUGAAGCCAUUGCUUUUAUUGCCACCCCUUCCUGAGUGGUGAUUGUCACACCGCGCACAGUGGGCGCUCCGUCAGUGCAGACUGAGUGACCAGGGCACACGUGGAGGCUCCCGGGCCUGGGCAGGGAGCCAGGUGCUCCUUAGCUGUCAGGGUUGGUUUCUUAGCUCCAUUCCCAGUCUAGGCUGUCGUCUCUCCUGGGAGCUGAGUCACCUCACAAGCCUGGUUGGGGUGGACUUGGGCUGGAGUGAGGGGCAGCUGGGCCCCUUUGUCUUUACUAGCAACAAGUAGGUGAGCAGGGCUCCAGAAGAACUUCCUGUGCCUGGAUCCCACGCCCGUCCUCGACCCGUCGCACCUCCGAGUCCUCUUCACAGCGGCAGACAAGCAGUAGGAGUUGGCGGCCAGGCCCGCGGGGCUUCUGCGGCCACCUCCCUGGGCAGUGAGCCCUCCCUGUGUCCGCAGGAGCCCACGGCACGCGGGGUUGACGGGAGCCCCGUUCUCAUUACGGACUACAAGCUGGAGUGCAGGGAGGCGCGGUGGCUGGCCUCGCGGGGUCUCAGUGGCGCGUCAGGCCCCACACGCAGCCUCUGAGGUGUUUGUUUGCUGCGGGCUUGUGCUUUCUCCAGCACCCUCCGCUCUGCCUUUUAUUCUAAUGUCAAGCAGUCUUAGAUGAGGCAAAAAUCCCAAAUUUUUGCAAACUUAACCUCUAAAAUCCAGAUCAUGGGCAAAGUUGCCAGACUUACCAAUGAUCGUUCUGUCAGCCUCGUGAGGCACAUACCUCCUGUAACAAGGGUAUGUGAAAACACAACUGACCCACCUGCCCUUUUUGCAGAAAUUGACAGGAUGGCCCUAAAGCGCAUACAGAACUGCAGGGGACUCAGAGUAUCCAAAGCAAAGUUAAAAAAACAGCAGUUGGAGAACUCACACUUCCUGAUUUGAAGACUUAAUGCAAAGCGACAGGAAUCAAAACUGUGGUAUAAGGGAAGACAAAUCAGUGAAACAGUUGAGGGUCCAGAGAUAAACCCUUACCUCUGUGGUCAGUUCACUUCUGACAGUCAGGCCGGGAGCAUCCAGUGGGGGAAGAGCAGUCUUCGGCAGGUGGCUCUGGGACAGCUGACUGCACACGGAAGGGUGGACUUGAAUGCGUACCUGACACAUGCAGGGCCACCUCAAAAUGGAGCAGAGACCUAAACGUAAAACUAAAACCAGUUGAAACAGCUUGUGGGACAAAAGGGGAGGAGACGAAAAGAAAACUUGCACUAAAAGGAAAACGUAGAAUUACUAGAUAUCCUAGAAUCACAAGGAAAAAUAGAGAAAAAGGAAAACAGUAGACAAAUAUGGGAAAGGGUGUAUUUAUAAGGUAGAGCAGGACAUGAGAGGCGGAUUGUGGAGAAAAGACAGGGAGACUGCAGGCAGCAAUAAGCCCAUGAGUACGGGAGCCAGCAGUCACAGAAAGGCCACCCAGUAACCUUUGUCCUUGCCCAGGGCACCCACGGUAAAUAGAAGAGCAGUCAGUGCAUGUGGGCUCGUGGUCACUGUUGACUGAUAGAACUAAGUCAGAUUGUCUAGGAUUUCAAAGACCAUAUCAGUGUACGUCUAAUCCCCCUUUAACAGCUUGCGUUUAGUUGAGUGUUUUGCGAACCAGUUACCUCUUCCAUUUCUGACCCAGAGUUCAGGUGUUAAGUGCGGUUCUUUUCUCACGGGGCCGUUUUGUAUGAGUGUGUCCAGCAGAGGGCGCUGGAGUCCUUAGGCUGCGGACCAGCGCUGUAGAACAGCCCUGCCUGGUAGAGAUGGGGUAUAAGCCUUGUGUGUCGUUUUCAGAGUCUGGGAUCCACACUUAAAGAAUGAAGUGAAUUUUGUGCUGUGCGGGCACCCCUUGGUGUCUGUGGGGGUUGGUUCCACAGCCUGCUGUGGGCACCGGAAUCGGUGGACGUUCCCGUCCCACACUCAGCCACUGUGUCUGCAGGUCCACGGCCACCGCUCGGCCCGCCGUGGCUGCUGUGGUCCUGUUGAAGAAGUCCGCCUGAAGGCGGACCCACGCGGUUUAGACCCUGUUCGAGGGUCGGCUGUGCGUCAGUCCGGUGCAUCUGAAGUAUUUCAACACUUAAUCCAUGAACAGAAGGUGCUGAUGGGGUGUUUUACAUUUCUGUUCACAUCAAGUCUUCAAAAUCCACUGUGUGCUCACUUACGGUGCGUCUUAAUUCAGAUGCCAGAUUUUCACGAGGAAUGCAUGAUCUGUGUUUAGAGUUCAUGAAAUAAUACAUUUGAAAAAGUAGAUUCACAUACCUAUGUUGUUCCAGACAUACUUAAAACAUGUUGAAAAGUUUACUGGAUUGAUUAUCAAGUUUUAAAUGUAGUCAAAUUAAAGUGUAGUUCCUUAUAUUAACCGCAUUUCAGAUGCUCGAAAGACACACGUCUAGUGGUACUGAGUGCACAGCACAAUUGUAAAUGACCUGUUUUUACACGCUUUGUGGUCUGUACACAACUCUCCCAUUAGUAACUGAAGGAUUGGCAAAAAGACCUCUUCCAGGCUGCAUGAAGCAGUUACAAUACUCCUGUGGCUGUGUUGAACUUGGGAGCCGGCAGUGCUGAAAUCUCCUGUCAGAAAGCAUGACCACAGCUCAUUCAGGCUGUGUGGAGCUAAGCAAAGUGUUUUGGAUCAGAAAUUGCUUUGAAUUAUUUGUUUUCAUUGUAAUCUUUUCUUGGGGCCUGAGUGUGUUUUGAUACAGUUCGCUUGAAUUGGCUAAAUAAAUCAUUUUGUUUGCUUGCAGAAUUCCCAAAGGAGAAACUUUAAAUCCAUAUACAUGAGAUUCCUGCUAUGUUUAGCUGUGCAUUUGCCAAAAACUUGAGGGAUAAUUUAUUUCCUCUUAAAGCCGUAGUGCAGCGUGCAGGAUGGCUCUCGGCUAAGCUUGUUGUGACACACAGGUGAGGCAGUAGAAUUUAGAACUUGGAAUGGAGGUGGGUACUGGUCUUUACAGUUAGUGCAGCGCAGCACAGCCACGCCAUAUGUGCUUCAUUUCUUUUCAGCCAGUGAAUUGAACUAAGUCAGUUGUAUGUCAAGCAGUUCCUGCAAGAAACUACAUGGCUAAGGUAGGAUGGUGAUGAUUGAGAAGAGUGUGUUGGCCUGCGGAAAACCGUGAGAGAAAGUGAAACUCCCCUGGUCCUCGCUCCUGCGUGUGCGGCAGGUUGGUGGUGAGGCCUCUGCUGGUGUGGGCCAUGGGCGUCCGCUUAACAUUCGAAGUCCGCGUGGGGGCGGAGUUGGGAGAACGGUGGGGUGGUGUAGACGAUUGUCUGGGAGAACGGGUUAAUCAGAAAAGGCAGGUGAAGCAGGGUGUUUCAGUGACGACCUGCCGCCCAGGCUUCAUGUGAUCUGCUGCCGGGUUUCUCAGUAAAUCCUCGGCCGUUUGUAUGCAGGCCUGGUAGACGUCUGUCUGUCCAGCAUAAAGUACUACUCUUCCACCCUCCGUUUGUACAGCGUCUUUCCCCACACUGCCCUUCUGACGGCCAGGUUCUCACCAGCUGUAAGCUCGCCUGCUCGCUGGCAGUUUCGCCUGGUUGCAAGCCCUUUCUCGGGGGUACACUGUGUCCUGUUUCUGCUUGGCCAUUAACAGCAAGUAAGUGUCCCUGCUCUUGAACAGGGGGUGGAGCUCUGGACCCCUCACUCCCACCCCGCUCCUCUCUGCGUGGACAGUCCCGGUGCUUCAGGGAAGUUCAUGAAAAGUAGGAAACAAGAAGGGACCCUGCUUGCCGCCCAGGCCCCCGGUCACAAGCCUGUCUGAGGACAUGCUGCUGUCUUUGCAGGGGGCCCAUGUUUAUUGUCUUCUUUCUGGAAAUAUUAUCUUUACCUUAAAAAGGAAAGGCUUUGUAUCUCUGCUUCCAGUUGUGAUCUGCAUCAGUGUUUAUGGGACCUGUAAUCAGUGUAGAUCUACCCACUUGUGGUUUCCUUUCUCAGUUUAACAUCUUUUCUAAGACUGAGCUCAGUUUAUUUUUUGCUGCCUAAUAGUUCGUCAAGUUAAUCUACGUCGUUGUUAAACACCCUCAGUUGGUGGCUGGCUGUGUUAUUUCACUAGCAGGAGUGAAGUGGCUACAAGCAUCGUUCUGUUGGGUUUAACUGUCUUUAUCCAAGUACCUUCCCUCCCCCUUUGUAAACCGUUCCCUUGGGCGUUACUGUCAGAACUGAAAUCACUGGGUUGAAGGGUUGAUCUUUUUUUGUCUCUUGACGGGUCUUACCAGGAGACUCAUCUUAAGGACCCUUGGCACCACAGUGAAUCCCCCUGGUGGAGGAUGCAGGUGGUUGAGUGAAUCCCCCCUGAGGACUAGCGGCGGCCGUGGGUGCAGCUUCCUGGGCAGCAGGCAGUUAAGCGUGGUCCCGCGGACACGCCCCGCUCUGCCUGCGUCAGUCCUCCUCUUUCUGUAGCUCAGCCCUUUCUUCCCCUGUCUGCUCAGAGCAUUCACGCAUGUCCAGAACAUUCCUUACGCAGUGAUGGAGAGGACGGCAUCUGUUAAUCUUCCUAAUUCUGUCUCCAGCUCUUUUGCACGUCGGGUGCAGCGUAUUCUCUGGCCCAUCCUCGCCGGCAGCUGCGCUUGCUCCCAGGGUAGCAGUCGCGCGGGUUCCUCUGGAUGCUCACUGUUCUCAUCAAAAGCAUUCUGCUUAAAACCAGAGAGAGACGGAAGCAAGAGAAAACAGCAAAGAAAAUCGGGACCAGAUAACCUGAGAGAACUAAGUUUACUUUUGUUUUCAAGUAAAUGGAUGGAUACAACUUCUACCCCAAAAUGUAUUCUUGGAUCAGUGCCGGUGUGAGACGGAAGUAUGCCCUUUUUUAAAAUCUGUGCCUGAAUUUCCCCCUCAACUUCCUUCUUGGUUGAGUGCCUUGGUUUUUCCAAAGCCCGUUCAGAGCUUUCCCGUUUUUCACCGCUGCUCUCCUUGCACCCCACUGGGUACCCCUGCGGCUUGGCUGGUUCUGUGCCUUCUGAAGUGCUCUUCCAGGUGCACCAAGGGCUGGAAAUGUCUCUUUCACUGUAGGAUGAAAUCAGAGAGCUGUGGGUGCAGUUCCCACCUUGGUCAGCCCCCACCACAGCCACACACCCCAGGCUCUUCCCACUACACUGCCGGCUCCUGAAAUACAGGUGCCGCCUUCGCUGGCCGUCCUUCUGUGGUUUCCCGUCGCUGGUAAGAUGAAGUCCAGGUUCAGCCUUUCACACCAGCUCCUCUCUGCAGACCGCUGCCGCCCCUUCCACACAACCCCUCUCCCUGUAACCUGGAGCGUCCCCUAGUUACUCGCAGUUCCCUAAACAUGCCAGGCUGUUGAGAGCCUGCAGGCUGAACGAGCGCCGUUCCCAUCAACGGAGCGCUCUUCCUGCCCCUCCUCGUUCACUAGUCAGCUUCUACUUCCGCACCAGUUUGUCCUUGCCAUUGUGCAGCCUCCUUCAACCACUUCAAAUAAUUAUCUUUCUCUACUUCACAUUCAUUGAACACUUAGCUCUGUGCUGGGCACCGUGCCAGCCCUGAACGCCCGUGACCUCACUUAGUCCUCACGGUCCUGGGAGGCGGGGCCUGGUGUCCACAGUGCUGGGCUCAAGGCGGUGCGGCCCGGGCUCUUAGCCGCCAGUGACCUGCCUUUUCUGGGCUCCCCUUCUGCCCCUUCCUGACUUGUCACUGUGGCCUGUGCGUGCGCGCCCCUCCCUCAUCUCUGUCCUGCCCCGAGCCCGCUUGGAGGGGACAGGCAGCAGGUCGCUGAAUGAAGACGCUGGGCCCGUGGGCCUCUUCCAUAGCCUUUGUAAGCGUCUCCCACCAUCUUCUCACGUUUCUGUGGGAACUGUUAAUUGAAGCUUUGUCUGCAGCCGUCUGCAGGGGUCUCUUAGCUGUCUGCUGGACUCUGAUGCCACAAAUAUUUUUAUUUCCUGGCACGUGGCGGCUCACCUAGCGUCAUACUUAGCAUCGUGGAGACUGUAAGAGCAGAAGAUGACGUGGUGCCUGCCCUCCACUUGCAGAGAUGAGACCACAUGGCACGCAACCGGCACUUAAAGACAGUACAUUUGGGUGCCCGUGUUGAGUGUAUCGUUACAGGACAAACGCGGAUUCUUCAGCACAGCAUACAGGCCCUUCGCGAUCUGGUUCUGGACCCCUUUUCCGUCUUCGUCUGCUCCCUCUCCCACAGACCCCCAAACUCCAGCCUUACUGAUGGGUUUCGCGGCUCUGUGAACCCGCCAUGCUUUAAAUGUCUCCGUUCCUCCGCACAUACUGUUCUUUUUGCCAACAAUGCCUUCUCCUCCUUACCUGCCUGGCAAAUUCAUACUCAUCUUUUCUGAAAGCCUUCAGUGUGGCUUCCUUUAGACUUCUGUCUUCAGUUUUCAUGGCCUUUGUACAUUUUUCUGUAGUGUGACCCUGGUGAUUUCAUAAAUCAGUUUUGUAAGUC
Molecule: messenger RNA, 8436 nt
Organism: Vicugna pacos (alpaca)
Lineage: Eukaryota; Metazoa; Chordata; Mammalia; Artiodactyla; Camelidae
Gene: CCDC174
Product: coiled-coil domain containing 174
Cellular component (GO): nucleus
Source: RefSeq, a predicted model, not a curated record